UCGACUCGAACCGUAAUUAAAUAUGAUUAUCGAACAGCGAGCGUGACGCCAUCGCCCGAUUCCAAGCGGGAUCCCGUCAUCAAUGUGACUCUAUAAAAAUUCCUCGUGGGCGACCCUUCACAUUUGGCCUACCGAUGAACCGGAUGAAAGUGAGACGAGCGUCGGCGUGUCAGUGUUCGACGCCACGGAGCAACCUUGAGCAACGGCCAGAGAAAGGUGAAGGACUCUUUACGAACAUAAUCGCACUAUGGAUGGCGGUGGACGCUGCCCGCGGAAUUCACAUUGUUUGCGAAGUAUCAGCAUCGUCGGACGUGGACUGGAGUGAUGUGCGAUCCGCGCGCGGUGUACAGAAACCACGGAAGGACACUGGAAACACGCCUCGCUGCAGAGUAGUGCAUUUCAUCACAACGUCGGAUAUAGCGGGAAUACUCGUUGGCGUUCGAAACUCCGAGGUUCUUGUUACUUACCAGCAACCCCACGUUCAGCCUCAUGGUGCAGUAAGAAAGCAUGAUGGUAUCCGAAGAGUCAUGAAUGCUAAAGUUAUAGAAUUUAUCGACACUGCUCAGAAGGGGGGCAGAAUCUACCAAGGAUGAUUUUCAAAAAUUGUUCCCCAGAGCACGUCAUCACGAGCAGCCUUCUUGCGAGUUUGAGCUUCCUUACGGCUUCUUUUACUAUUUCAUAACGUCGUACAUCCAUGGAGGAUCAAGAGGAAGACACGGACAUGCGCGGACGUAAUUCUAUUCGCACGCAGAAAGGUACGAUGCAGUAAGCAGGACUGAAAGCUCACGACA
Messenger RNA from Guyanagaster necrorhizus, 791 nucleotides. RefSeq lists its product as uncharacterized. The record is from RefSeq and is a predicted model, not a curated record. The transcript has 2 exons. The coding region runs from base 135 to 593 and encodes 152 amino acids. NCBI's taxonomy places the organism in Eukaryota, Fungi, Basidiomycota, Agaricomycetes, Agaricales, Physalacriaceae.